UAGUAAUAGAUAAAUAAAUUCAGCUAGCUGUGACGUCCUAACCUUAUAAGAGAGAUCGUCAGAAAGGUGACAUUCGAAAUAUAAUUAUACACUUACCGGAUACAUAGACUGAUUUUGCUAGGUGAAACCUAACCUCUAUUGGGACUGUAAGGUGUGAGUUCAUAGAUAAAUGUGCAAUCGUUCUGUUUCAGCGUGGUGGCAUGGCGGUGCGGUGAUGGCGGAUGGCGGCGCGGAGGCGGGCGCGGGCGAGUGCGCGGCGCGCGGCGCGGCGCUCGAGCGCGCCUACGUGCACGAUGUGUACGAGCAGGCGGGCGAGGACGACGCGCCGUGCGCGCCCGCGCCCGCCGUGCGCUCCUUCCUCAGCGAGCUCGAGCCCGGCAGCCUCGUGUGCGACGUCGGAUGCGGCAACGGCAAGUACCUGAGUGUGAACCCUUCGGUGUACGCGGUGGGCGGAGACCGAUGCACGAGGCUGGCAGCGCAGGCGCACCAUAGUAACAACGAGGUGGUGGUCUGUGACAACUUGAGUCUACCGUUCCGCGAUGAGUCGUUCGACGCAACGCUGUCCAUCGCGGUGGUGCACCACUUCGCCACGGUGGAGCGGCGGGCCAUGGCGCUGCGGGAGCUGGCCCGCAUCACCAGGAUAGGCGGCCGGUUGCUGCUCACGGUGUGGGCCAUGGAACACGAGGGAAGGAACUUUCAUUCGCAGGACGUGUUAAUACCCUGGCAUCGACCGGCAACGUUAUGUCCUCCACCACCGGCACCGCGGUUUCUAUCUGUUGAAUAUGACCAUUGUGCUGAACCUUGGAAAAGUCACGACGGCUCACCUGGCUCGUCAUCGCUGUCAUCGCCCAACGAAACAUGUUAUUCAUUUGUAAGACGUGCUCUACAACGAUUGGCAGGACGUCGCUCCUUCCUACCUUCUUGGGGAAUGAGCACCAGGGUCAUACAAAGGCCUUGCCAACGUCCCGAACCUGCUGCAGCAGACCUCCCAAUAGAAUUGAGACGAUUAGACGAAGUUCUCCCACCUAGAUUGGUUUCGCAGCCCUCUGAGUCGUCUACAAUGAAAUCGCGGAGCCUCACAGACAUCGCCGAUAUAGAACGCCGUGCAUUAGUCCGUUCGAGAUCAAGUCUCCCCAGUUUAGGUGGAGAAGAAAACGAACCAGCACCAGUUGAACAACCUGUUCAACCAGUUGUAGAACCACGCAAGAAACCUCGGCUUGUCAAACAGAAGAAGUCAAUCAAUGAAGAUGAUGCCGACGAAGACCUCGAUAAGCCAACAGAUAUGAAGAGUAUGGUUGAGGAAAUGCCAAACUUCAAAAUACACACGCAAAAGUCGUUCUCUAGGAAACCUGGCGUGUUUAAACAAACUUCCCUGAAUGAGGAAUUGAUGUCAGUUGAAAGGUUAAGAGAAAAAGAGCAUCUUCGUAAGAAUAUACAAAAACAAGCGUCACUUAACGAAGAAUAUUUGUACCGAAGACCAGGGGCACUUGAUUCUAUUCGGGACUCUAUAUUUUCUACGUCGGCAACAACUGCGAAAAAAUUCCAAUCCCUUAAAAACGGCCUCACAAAUAAGUUCAAAACUUCAACAACGAAUAUAGAUAAAGUGACAGUGUUCGUGAGAAUGCUCCAAGGUUGGAAAAGUCACGGACCAGUGCCAGAAGUUCCUACACCUAGUGAUAGUAACGCUAACAGUGAAAAAAGUUAUCCUGAAAGACGACACUCCAGAGAAGAUGGUUCAGAUUCUUCUAAAGACAGUAGUUUACAAAGUGAUACGAGUGUUGAUUCAGAAGAUAGUUUCGCUUCGGUUAUUUAUGUUCCCAAAGCAGACGGUUCUGGUGAUCCAUUAUCUCCAACACCUUUAUCUCCAGGGCCUACUUCACCAAGACUCAAAGUAUCAUCGGUUCCAACUUCACCUAGAAUGAAAAACUCGCCAGGGUUGCCAUCUCCGAGAAUCAAACAAGCAUUCCCACUAAUACGACCGCCUGGUUCACCUAACGCUGUGCAAGCCCCAGGAGCUGUCCAUAACAAAAUUCUAGUAGCACAAUAUAGCUUAAAGAAUUAUACAACUACAAAUAAUGUUUGCAUAUCCCCAGUCAAACCUCAGUCAAAAAGUCAGCCAAAUUCACCUCCAAAGUCAGAACCAGAAGUUAAUAUUAUUGACACAGAAAUUCCACCUAUCGUAAACAAACCUCCUCCUCCUCCUAUAGAAAUAUUUGAAGAAUUCGAUCCAAUACCUCCUAUAAAAGAAGAGGAAGAAUCACCGACUACCGAGGUAACGAAAGAAUUGCUCGCGGAAAUUAAUAAGGACAUAGAAGAAAUUCAUAAGUUAACAGCAGAAACAGACGAUUUAAAACCUCGCGUUUUACAAGAUGUUAAACCAUACCCAAAGAUUACAUUACAAACCGUUGCAGAACUCCCAGAAAUUCCUCAAUUUAAACCAAAAGCACCAAGUAAGUCACCGACCAAAGAUACAUUAGAUUCGAGAUCUGCAGAUAAAAAGAGAAAAGAAAGAAUACGGCAAAUAAAGGAAAUGUUAAACAAAGGCAUACCACCAGUAAGUCGAAGACAGCAGUUCCCCAUAGUGCGGAGUAUGAGCAAAACCGAGCCGAUCAUUAAGACCAAUGCAAAAUUUAUGUCAUUGGAAUUGUUUAAUCCAGCUACAGAUGAUAUGGAUAGUGAUUCAAGUGGAGUAUCUUCACCAGAUUCUGUAGACAGCGUCAUAAGUGUAGUUCCUGAUGAGCUUCGGAAAAUUGCCAUGGAAAAAGAUUUACCAAACCCUCCAACCACGGAAGUUAAAAGCACCGAUAAUUCAAUGUCAAAUGAAAAACAUAGUACCACAACAACCACUCCCCAUACCUUAGUCGAAGCUGUCGCUGAGGUGGCGCAUUCGUUGGAUGAGACUUGCGAAACUGUAAUUCAAUCAAGUCCAAGGUCCAAAAGACGCUAUUUCGAAAAGUUGGAAAGCGCUGAAGCUAUCGCAAUUGUACAAGGUGCUUCCAGUAGUAGUAGCAGUAGCAACUGGAGCUUAAACAAGUUAUCACCUGGAGAUUUAAGAAUAUUAGAAGACAGAUCUAGAUCUCAAUCCCAUACUAGCUCGAGCGGGAGCUCUUCUAGUCUAGAGCGUCUCUCCCCUGGAAGGAGAUCAAAAGAUCGUUCUCCCAAACUAGGUAGCACAAGCAAUUCUACGUGGAGCUUAAAUAGAUUGUCUCCUAAUAGACCCGAAGGUCGAUCUUUAGACGAAAAUCUAAGCAAAAGUCAUAGAAGUCCAACAAGACACCCAUAUGAUUCAUUAUCUAUAUCGAGUACAGAUUCCGAAAAAUCUAUAUCAAAAUCAGAAAGCUUUAAUAGGAUACAAAAUGAGCCAUUAGUAACUUGCAAAUCAGAUAUGAUGUCUAAAGAAGAAGAUUGGAUGACAGAUCAACAAGAACGCAGUCAACAUUUAACAGAAUUUGCUGAGAAGCUUAGUGAGAAGUUAUUACAAGAAAUAGAUCAAUAUUCUAAACGGAUAAACGAGGAGGAUUUCGACCUGCCAAGUAGUAGCAGUAGCGAAAAGAGUAUAUCUCUUAGAUUAAAGCGCGAGGAAGAAGAUAGACAUACCCAAAAAAUAUUAGAUGAAUUGUCUAACAGUUUACAACAUCUUGAGGAUCCGUAUAACAAAUUAAAUUUAGAAUCUCACAUAAACAGCAAACCAGCAGGCGAAAAAGUCAAAUACAUAGCAUCUAUUCACGAUACCCAAGAAACUGAUAUCAAUAAACUGUUCCCAAAAUGUAGCACAAAGACUAAGAGCAAAAAGAGAUCAAAAGAUGUCGAUCCGAUUAUCAAUAAGUACAGAGAGCUUAAAAAGUCAAUGAAGGUAACCAGCGACGAAGAUAUUUAUCUUAACAAUUGUGCCAACAUACAGUACAACGUUAAACCCAUGACAGACGAAAAAUUACCCGAUAUUGACGCUAAAAACCCGGAUGACGACAGCGCUAUUUCAUCGAGCAAUGGCAAUCCUGAAAUAACAAUCGAAUCUGGAACUUAUGAUACCAGCCAAUCUCUAGAAACUGGUUACUCAUUAGAAUCUGAAAUCAGCGUAGACUCUCUAUGUACGAGUACUGACAAACGAUCGUCAUUAAAAGUUGGACAGUCUACUGACUCGAGCGAUUUAGAUAAGAUGGAAAUAAGUCCAGAAUCUGUAACUUCACGAUCGAGCACCAGUACUGCGCCGCUUAAAUCCGGAUUUUCUAUAGAGUCCAGUGACACGUCAGCGGGUAGCGAUUGGAGCCGUCGUGAUAAAACUGGGAGUACAGCUUCUCUUGGCUGCGUAAGUCUAGCUUCGCUACCAUCGUGCAGUGAGUGUUCGAAGGAGAGGAAACUUCUAGAGACUCGCUCAUCUUCUGAAGACCCUGCCACUGUUCCUACGGCAGCAGCUCGCGCGCUUCCUCACGCACCACUAUUGCCGUCUUUGAGCGAUGGAUCCGACAGUCUACCCUCUGAGGGAGGCGCAGUGACGUACCACCGAUAUUACCACGUCUUCAAGAAAGGCGAACUGGAUCAGUUGAUAGAGAAAUACGUGGAAAGUCUCCACGUUGUUUCCUCGUAUUACGAUCAAGCCAGCUGGUGUGUUAUAGCUGAGAAAGUUCAAGUGUGGACUAUUUAAGUUUACAGAUUGAUAUUUUUGAUAUCAACCAAUGUGGGUGUAAAUUUACAGGUGUACCAACUUUACAGUUGACACUUAGUCUUAUGAUAACCAAACGGCUAUAACAAUAAAUUUUGUAUAAGACACUUUAGUGCAGUGAAUAUCCAAGUGACCUUCCUUGCGAACUCUUAGCGAGUCUUAAGGACAUGUUCAUGAUAUCGGAUUAUAUAGAGUUAGCUCUAUGAGAAAUGCCAAAAGCAAAGCUUUUGUUUUUUUUUUAAUAUAUUCUAGAUACUUGAUACUUUAAUAGUUGUUAUCUCUAUAUUCAUACCAUUCGUCACUUACUUCUGAGGGUAGUCAGAACAACGCGACUACCGCCCUCUCUCGGGGGCAUUUGGUAUUCGAUGCGAUACCAGAUUUCGUAUGAAAUGAAAACUAAGAGCUUUAAAUAGUAAAAGUUAAAUAUAAUAUAUUAUAUACUUCAACGGCUCAAUGUUAAUAUAAGCUAUUCGUAGCUUAUUAAAUAUAAUCUGACAUUCAUGUAUACUUGCAGAUGUAAUAUUACUUGCCAUCUAAAGGUGUGUCUAUACAUAUAGCGGCAAACGCGCGGCUGAAACGCGGCGUUUUUAGAACAUAAUUCGGUCGCGAAUCAGUUAUAAUAUGCCUAUAAAUAUGUACGCCCCUCUACGCAAUGCAACGUUUCGCACUCUGUCAGACAGUACACUCAGAUAUCAAUAUGUAACUAUUUCAUACAUCACAGUAAGAUCCCUUACUCCGUCAGUCGUCCCGGCGUCGUAUGAAAAUAUACAAAAAGUAAGGCUAGGUUCAGAUGUCGAAAAUCGAAUGCGCCACAAGAUAACCAUAAUAUUCACUUUACCGUGCGGUGCCGUGCGUUGAAUGAAGUAUGUAAAAUUUAUGGUUAUCAAGAUGCGCGAUUGGGUUACUCGCGUUAUUUUUGUCAUCAUCUGAACCUAACCUUAUUUUUAGGGGAUCAUCAUACGACAUAUAAAUAACGCACAGUGGGUAGUUGAAAAUUACAAAAAAAAAAUGUUUAAAAAAAAAAUUACUGGAUAUUUUUUUAAUAGUCAUAGUCACGCCUGAGUAUGUUUAGACACAUCUUUAACUACUAUCUGAUUUAUACCAUUCACCAAGAUCACCGGUGUUUAUCAAACUAAUAGUCACCGAUUAAUUGUACGCGGUAAAAUUAUUCUAUGACAAUAACAUUUAAAUUACUUAUUUAAGGUCUUUAAAGUUACAUAUCGCUCCAAAAGUGUAUUAGUUGCCUUUUUUAUCUUAAAAGCUUUUACGGUUUUGGCUUAUGGUAUAAAUCGUGUGAAUAUAAUAUUGAUAUAUAACUAUUGUACCUACCCUACGAUUGAAAAUUGUUUUCAGUAUUAAAUUCUCAAAUGAGCUGGUCUCGAUUGUAUUCCAUUUUAUGAAUCGUACAUAUAAGGGUCCAUAUUGUUUUCGAAUCCGGUGUAAUUUGGUUCAUUAAAAAAAAAAAUUGGACCACUUAGUGAGGAUAGAAAUCGUAGUCAAGUUAGCGUCGUAGAUCAUUUUCCAGCAAACAUAUACAGGGUGUUUCCGAAACGGGCAUCGAAUGACAGCUGUCAUUAUAGGUACCAGAAAGAUUUAUUUUGAGACGUUCAUAGACAAUUCAUCCGAUCUAAGAUAUUGUAGAAUAAUUUUCUUUCUACAGAACAUGUUUUUUUUUAGUAUAACAAGUAUAAUUUAUACAUUCACAAAAAAUUACAAUGCUUAAUUAUUUUUUUUUAAUUAAUACUUGAACAGAUUUAAUACUUUUUAAAUCAUAUAAUUGUUAAUAUUUUAGGGCUCAGAUACCAUACACGAUGCUCGUUUUAAAAACAAUCACCUGUGUACAUGAGAGUACAAAAUACUCAAUACGUUUUAGUACCUAUAUAAGAGUACGUUUUAUAAAACGCCCGAUAGAUGGCGUUCUCAUUUUUAAUCUCUUAAUCCAAUGCGCAAUUUUAUUAUUAAUUUCUCUAAUUUUUCCUCAACGUUAUAAUAUAUAAGCGAAGAAAACGAAUUACAUAUAUUUCUUUUUUCAGUAACUUUUUAAAUAGUUAAAUUACCUUAUAGAUAAGUUGUAAACAGAGUGUAAACAUAAUAUGUUGUAUAGAAUUUAUAUUUUCUGAAAACUUUGAUUUUGGAUAUACACUUAAGUAAGGUGUCAACUGCAAACGCGUUUGUUUGUGUAAACUAAAAUAACGUCAACAUAGCAGAAACGCAUUGUUAAAAUACCAACUUGGAGCAUUACAGGAGACGUGUGUCAUCGAAAAACGCAGCGUAAUUAUGUUUCUGUUUUGCUGAUGCUCCUUCAGAGAUACACGCCCGAUCUGAACACGUCACCACAGGCCAAACCGUCAUCAGAAAAUAGGAUAUCUAUACAGCGUACCAUCUUUUAUGUGAUCUUUUUAUUUAUCUGUACCAAUAAAGGCAAAUAUAAAACCAAAUGAGAUAGGUACUGCAAGUAAAAACACAUUAUUAAAAAAUCCAAAGUUUUUAAAAAUUUAGGACGUUCUCAAUUCGAGUAUUUUUUUCCUAAAUAACGACAAUUUUGUAAAAUGUAUCAUAUGUAUUACCGACAAAUGAAAACUCAUCUAAUAUUUAAAGCUUCAGACCCUCAAUUGUCACAUUAAAAACAUAUUUUAUUUGUUUAUUUUAAAAAAAAUCACGAUAAACCAUAUCUCCAACUAGCAAACAGCUAUCGUCUUGGCAACCUUUAGCAGUGUUUAACGAAUUUUUAUCAAAUUGGAAAAUUAAACAUACAUUAAAUGCUCGUUAAGCCAAAAGUGUGACUACAUACAUCCUGGAAAAAAGACAAAUUCUCUCUAUCUCUUUUUGGUUUUAUAUUUUACUCUACUGUACCAGAUAAAUAAAAACACUGUAGAUGCAAACACAAAAAAAAAAAAAACUUGUAUUCGAUAAUUGGAUAUGUAUAUUCAUCACGAUGUUGUAAAUAAUUGCUAUUAGGUGUAAGUAUAUAAACGCUAUUAGAAAUAUAAUAUAAUAUAAUGUUAUCAAAAAACAGUGAGAUUAAAAUUAAAGUUAGUAUAGUGAAAUAACACAAAUGCACAUUUAAUUCUGAACUUAAUUGUAUUGUACCUCUGUAUCAUCUAUCUAUUUUAUACAGGAUGUCCUAGAUACGAGUAUAUAGAUGCAAAAUCUAGAGAUACCCAAAUUAUUCUCAUCCAUUUAUUUAUACAUAUUUUAUUGCACAAAAGAUAAUAAUAACAAAGAAAAUAGAAGAGAACAUCAUAAACAACUAUGUGCAAAGGCGGUCUUAUUGUUUUUAUUAUAUUUAUUUAUCUAUGUCUGUUUCGCGAUUUUUAUACUUUUAGAUUUUUGAUUCUUUUUGUAGCUUUUGACGAAUGAGGUACUAUGGAUUAUCUUCACCACGAAUUAUGUACCAAUUUCUGCCAUAUUUUUUUUUUAUUAUUUCAUAAUUAUGAUUAAUUCUGAUAACCAUUUUAGCUUCGAUAUAUUUUUUAAAUCUCUCAAUUAUUUACAUAUUUAUCUAAUUUCGGAGAUGUGUAAUUGAAUAUUUUUAUUUAUAUCAUCAUUACCAACCCAUAUUCGGCUCUAUAUACUUCUUCAAUAUUUUAAUUUUAUUUUUUACUGUCGUGUAGUAGUACUGUGUAUGUAAAAGUAUUAAUAAAAUUAUGUUUUCUUUUGGAAAAACUGUACCAAAAAUUUUACUUUGCAUCCAAAUAUGCUUGUUCGAACGAAAUCACUAAAUACCUACCGUAAUAAAAAUAUUGAAAUAAGCAGAGUCAAUAAUUUUAUUGCAAAUAAAUUGUCGACUGUCAAUAACCAUAACACCCUGUAGGCUACAUCAACAUAAAACAAUCUUCAAUUUAAUGUUAAAAAGUGACGUCAAAACCAUCGUCGUGAAAAGAGACGUCAAAUACAAUACAAUACCCUUAUUAAUUUUCAACACUUUUUCCACAUAAAAUAGGUUCGUUCCACAAAUCAGUAACCGAACAACAUGUUAAAAAGCAACCAAACUUAAAACAGUUGUAUCCUUCCACAAUGCGAAUGUUGUGACAAGGGUAACUAUUUCAAAACUUGAUUAAAUAUUAAAAAAAACUUACUUGAAAAUCUAGAAAAUAAUAAAAAAUUCAGUAUUUUUAAAAUUUUUAUGUAACACUCAGUAUUGUUAUUUAUUUAAAUAAAAAUUAAGUUAAUAGAAAAUUUAUUCCAAAUUCCAAAAUAUCUGCCUAUUAUUCUUUAAUCAGUGUUAAGUGAUUAAUUAAAUGUGCAUGAAGCAUUUAGGGUUAUAUGCAAAAUAGUAAAUAAUAUUGAUACUGUAGUAUAUAGGACGAAAUUAUGUAAAGAAAAAUGCACAACAUUUAUAUAAGUAUAUAUACAAUUAUUUUUACGUUUGCUUAAGAAAUUUAUUGAUCAUAAAAUUUCCUUCAACGGUCUACUAACUUGGCGCUAGUGGGUUGGCUUUUUUCAUAUAAAACAAUAAGUUUUAUUAAAACUAAAUAAUUAUAAAUGUAUAAACCUUCAAUCUGAUUUGAAUUUCCAAAUAAGUUAAUUUCUUACAAAAUAUUUUCAAUACUUUAAAAAUAAUAAUAAUCAACUUACACAUUAAGUAGAUACAAUUCGUUACUUAAUAAAAACAAAUAUACAUUAAAAAGUAUGGAGUUCCUUAUAUAAAUGCCAAAAUUCAUUCCCUAAAAGGGGUUUAUCAAUUUAGGGUUUCAAUUAGAACCCGUUCCUAAGAUAAAGAUGUAUCUAAAAAUUAGCUUUUCUUCCGACUCAUUCUCUACUUGAAAGAUCAGCCCCUGUAGCCAAGUGGAACUUCUAUUCCCUUUCUACGAUCGCAAACGCGUCGGAAACUAGAAAAAUGUUUGCAACUGACGAAAUUGAUCACGUGAUCUGUCGAUAGCAAAUGUCAUUCCCAUACAUUUUUCUAGUUUUCUAAGCGUUUGCGAUCGUAGAAAGAGAAUGACGUGCCAUUGCUUGGCGUGCAUGGCUUGAGGGGCAGUAAUCGGACUAGAGAACAAACGUAAGGUGUUACGGGGAAAUUAAUGAAACGGGGAUAUACCUAUCGAAAUUUGAAUCUACUACCUUUAACCCGACUGUAAGAAGGGUUAUUAAAAUUUUCCACAGCAAACAUUUUUUUGGCUAAUUUAGUAUCCAAAUUGAAUUUUAUUCGGAAUCAUUACGAAAAAAAUUGGAAUGUCCCCAUUUUCGUAAUCACCCCAAAACACUUUGUAUAAAACAUUUAUUUUCAUUUACAAAUACGUUAUUUUACAUAAAAACCUUUAGCGCCAAAUUAGCCCUCUUAGCAAAGAAAAACUUCAAUUGGAUAUUUAGUAAAAUCGUCGAAAUACAGGAUAAUUCUAAAGUAUGUACCAUGUAAAUCAUUGAUGAUGAAAAAAAGGUGUACUUUCCUUAAGUAGCAUCGAACUUUUAUAUUGAAACUUUUGCCCAUUCAGCAGUAAAAUUUCUACACAAAUUGACACGUACAUAACCAUGAACAAUUGGUCUAAUAGUGAUAAUCAAUAAUAUCUAAUAAGUACCUAAUAAACAAUCGAUAGUUGCAAUAAAAAAAAAAUAAGAAAGUUCGAUGAUAAAUCAGUUGAAUGUUGACUGGUCUAUAUUUAUGAAUUUUGACGUCACAAAAAAUGUAAACUAAAGCGGUUAUAGCAAACACUUCUAUUUAUUUUACUAGACGAGUUUACAAAACUAAGACUAAAUUUUGAAAAUUCUUUUAUUGUUUGAAAGAGAUCCAGACCCAUUUCAUUUUCAUGAAAAUCGGUUUAUUAUUUUCUGUUAAAAUCAAAAUAACUGAAAUACGUCUUUGAAGUCGGUUCCAUUUUUAUGUUAAAAAGAUUAUAUUUCAUGAUCUUAGAAAAUACAAUGUAUGCCACUACACGUGAUUAGCCAUUGUAACACUCGUGCCAAUCUAUUGUGCUAUUAGGCUUCGCCUCAUUGGCGCUCGGCUACUAGCUAUCGUGUUAUAAUGACACUCAUGGCUUUAAUGACUACUUCAGAAUAUCCCUUCGUAAUUAUUCUAAAGCACCUUAGUGAGUCCGUAAUAAUCUACGUAAAUACAUGGAAGUGUUUGCGUUUUGUAUAACUAGAUACACGAAAACACUACGUAACGGUACGUUUUCGUAAUUGUUUUAAAUUCAAUCUGGAGGAAUGUAAAAAUAUUUUUAAGUUUAGGAAUUUAAAAUGCCCAAAUGUACUAUGAAUAAUUUCAUAUUAACUCACGCAUAUCAUGCUGUUUAAAUGUAGUGAAUGUAAAACUUAUUUUAAAAUUUUCAGAUGUUCGUUCAGAUGAUCUUUUCUAUGUAUUGCCUGAUCAGAAAUUUAAAAAGCCUGAAUUGGGGACGCCACAAAUAUUUUUAGCAGUCUGUGUUUUGUAUGGUAAUGAAAAUAAUUAGUUCUCUAUUUUUCCGCAAGAUUUUUUUAUAUAAUUCUGGUCAAGCUAUCUAUAUUGUAUUCAUCGAUUUCGUGUGGAACCUUAUAAGUGAAGUGAAUCAAAAAAAUGUGCCGGUUAAUGUGUUAUUUUAUGUAAAAGCAAAGGUGAAAUUUACUUGCUAUUUUCAACAAAAACCUGACCAGUCUCACUCCAUUUGGAAUCCGACAAAACACCCUGAGCGCUUGUAAAUUUAAUGGUAUCGAUCUAACGUUUUCAAUUCAAUCAAAAAUUACACAAUCUCGAUACAAAGCGUUUUGGGGUAUUUCAUCGGCUUUGGAUCUUCACAUUUAUUUGUCAGGGUUUCGAGGGAAAAUAUUUUAUUGAUAAUAAUUGAUAAUCGUAAAUCACUGCGCCCAUUUCUAAAACCAUGUUAUGAUGUAUAAAAUAUUCUCGGUUGUAAAAAUUGGUUCUACUGUAGGUACACCAAACGUAAAACUAAAUUGACAGGACUAAACGUAGCGCUGUUUUUUUAAUUUUAAAAGUGGUUGUCGAAAAGGGUUCUCAGCAUGAAACCUGUCAAGUAAUUUUAUAUUUUUGGUUAGAACAAAUUAGCAAAGCUCUUGUAUCUAACAACGACCUUAUCCAUAAUAAUAUUUUAACUAACGAACAAACCAAAUUAUGCAUGUUUUUUAAAUUACUAAUCUUUUUUCACCAUAAAUUAUAUACUGAAAUGUAGAUCCUUCUUUUCUUUCCUUUAUAACUUUUGGCUGGUGGGAGGCUUCGGUUGUGGCUAGAUACCACCCUACCACCAAAGACGUACCGCCAAGCGAUUUAGCGUUCUGGUACGGUGUCGUGUAGAAACUCCUAACAAGUUAGCCGGCUUCCAUCUUAGAUUGCAUCAUCACUUACCAUCAGGUGAGAUUGCAGUCAAAGGCUAACUUGUAAAAAAUAAAAAAAAAAACUUUUAGAAUUUAAACUAUCGUGAGUGUUAUUCAUAUUAAUUUAUUAUGAAACACGGCUAAAACUCAGUUUGGAUCGUGCCGCGAUGCAGGAACCAGCUCAUGACUAAGGGCCCCGCAUGGGUUCAAAACUACUCUGACCUAAUAUUACGUGAGUUUUAGCCGUGUUUCAUAAUAAAUUAGUAUUCCAGUACUGUCUGAUUUUUUGCGCUUGAUUCUAAUAUUAUAAAGAAUGAGUGAUAAUCAUAUGUAGAAUGAGUAAGAGUCAAAAUUUUGACAAAAAGUUACUAAGUAUCGUUAUUUUUUUUUUGCGAUUGGUACUCAUAUUAAUGUGACGUGCACUUCAUACAUGCAUUAAAAUACUGCAUACCCUAAGAGCUGUCUUCAUAGUGCUUGUUGAAUACAGAUUUCUCCAGUUUUUUUUAAUUUCAUUACUAGUGCAUACUCUGGUCGACAACCUUUUGCACGCCACUGGUGAUGUACCCUCAUUUUGCGCUAAAUAAUAUUGUUAGAAUGAUUGAAUCGAAUACGAAUAUUGUAUGCGUAAUAUAAGAUUGCAUUGGUUUAGAAAUCUAUAGAAAAAUGCACUUUUUUAGUAUCAUUAUUAUAGCUCGUAUAGAAUUAUCAUCAUCAUUAUCAAUUCAUAUUUGGCUCACUGCUGAGCUCGAGUCUCCUCUCAGAAUGAGAGGGGUUAGGCCAAUAGUCCACCACGCUGGCCCAAUGCGGAUUUUUCGAAAAUUCUCUGGUAUGCAGGUUUCCUCACGAUAUUUUUCCUUCACCGUUUGAGACACGUGAUAUUUAAAAAUGCACACAACUGAAAAGUUGGAGGUGCAUGCCCCGGACCGGAUUCGAACCCACACCCUCCGGAAUCGGAGGCGGAGGUCAUUUCCACUGGGCUAUCACGGCUCUAUAGAAUAAUUAUGGAUCUUAAAUAAUUAUUAAUUUUAGUUUGAAAAUUUUAUUUUUAAGUGAAUCAUUAGCAAUAAUUGACAUGCGUAUAUGUGAUGAGUUUUAGAACGUAAGGUCAAUUCAUUUUGAAACUACUAUAUGUAUAUUUUUUUUAAUUUUAUGUUUUUUCCAAAAAAAAAAACUCGAUGAUUCGAUGAUGAUUGAAGGUCCGGGUCCAGCUGAGAGAAAAAAAAUACUUACGUAAUUUUUCCUAGGUCAUUGAUGGUCCAGACUUUUAAUUUUUUUAUACUGCAUUCCAUGAAGUUAAAACAUUCUGUUAAUUUUUUUUUCAUUUAAUGUAUAUUAUUUUUUUUUAAUUUAAAAAAAAGCUUCUUCAAGGUUAAAUUUUUGACCUACAUUAUCCUACGAACCUAAUAUCUAGCUAAAAUAGUUGUUAGAUAAUAUACAUAAUAUGUUCAUUUAUCAAUGAAUGCCCAAAGUAUUUUUGAAUUGCACAUAUUAAAAAAAAACACUUAGCGCUAUUUCAACUCAAAAUUGGACAUCUCACAAUUUCAAAUCUUUAAUACAACUGAACUUUGCACAAAUUCAUUAUAAUGAGUUCCGGUAAAAUGUGUAGAAACUGAAAGGGGUGUGGAUUUUCAACCUCCUCCUAACAAGUUAGCCCACAUUCAUCUUAGAUUGCAUCAUCACUUACCAUCAGGUGAGAUUGUAGUCAAAGCUAACUUGUAAAUAAUUAAAAAAAAAUUGACCGAUGACAAAUAAAUUGAUUUAUUUAGCUAUCCUUCGCCCUUAAGUACAACGAAUCCUAGUGACGUCACACAGAUCUGAAAGAAAAUCCUAUAUGUAUUUAAGUUUAACCCCAAAAAAUAAACAUCCUCAGAUGCUUAUUAAUAUAACAAUCAGACCAACACCCAUUUACAUAUUCACAGAACAUAAUUAACGCAACAAAUAAUAUUUUUUUUUUUUAAGAAUAUUUAUCAGAUCUUUUUUUUUUAAUAUGACCAAUAUUCCCAUUCACCUCCAAUAAGUCGGGAAAGACUGUGCUAGGAGUGGGUACGACAAUAUACCAACGGGGCGGGGAUUGAACCACCACCCCUCGGUGAUGAGUCCGACCGCUCUUACUGUUGAGCUAUUGAGGCUAUAUAUUUCAUGAAUUGGCUUUUUAAUGAAUGCGUUACGAAGGUAAGCUAUUGUAAAUAUUUCUUCAUAUUCAUAAAAUCAACAAUAAUAUUGUAUUGCGUUAGGAUAAAACAAAGUGUUAAGUAAAUUUGUUUUAUUUUGCACAAAAUUUUAACAAUUUUAGGUACUUGUUAGAUGUUAAUCUCACUCAUUGGGUAAUAAACUCAUUGGGUGAAUACCCAAUUAGUUCUACUCCUGUAUGGAGACUCACUUUUUAUUGGGUGACACCCAAUCAUUGGGUUUCAAAACUAAUUGUGUGAACACUGUAAUUGUGUGAUAUUUCAUAUGAGUGUGUUUAAAUCACUCAUUGGGUGAGUAUCGACACCCAAUCAGUUCUACUCUUGUAUGCAGGAAACUCGCUUUUCAAUGGCUGUCACCCACUCAUUGGGUUUGACAUCUCAUAAGGUGAAUAUCGACUCUAAAUGAAUUCUACACCUGUAUGCAGGAGACUCACUUCUCAUUGAGAGUAUUAAACUCACUCAUUGGGUGUCAAAACUCAUUGUGUGGCUAAGUCACUCAUUGGGGGAAUAUCGACACUCAUUAAGUAUGACCAUUGUGAAGUGAGUCUUCUGUAAGCAGGACUCACUUCUCAAUGUGUGACACCCACUCACUGGGUGUCAAAACUCAUGAAUAUCAACACCCAAUGAGUUUUACACCUGUAUGCAAGAGACUGUGAUAGCCUGUAUGUGAGAGCUGUGAUAGCCCAGUGGAUAUGACCUCUGCCUCCGAUUCCGGAGGGUGUGGGUUCGAAUCCGGUCCGGGGCAUGCACCUCCAACUUUUCAGUUGUGUGCAUUUUAAGAAAUUGAAUAUCACGUGUCUCAAUCGGUGAAGGAAAACAUCGUGAGGAAACCUGCAUACCAGAGAAUUAUCUUAAUUCUCUGGUAUGUGAAGUCUGCCAAUCCGCAUUGGGCCAGCGUGGUGGACUAUUGGCCUAACCCCUCUCAUUCUGAGAGGAGACUCGAGCUCAGCAGUGAGCCGAAUAUGGGUUGAUGACGACGAUGCAAGAGACUCCCUUCUGAUUGGGUAUUAAACUCGCUCAUUGGGUGUUGUUACUAAUCGACUAAGAUUACAAUUAUUUAUUAUCAAUAAUUAAUAAAUAAUUGUAAUCUUUUCGUAAAUAAAAUUAGUCCAUAAGAGUGGGCAGAUUAUUAUUAUCUUAAGAAAUCGCUGGAAGAACCAAACACAUAUUUCUUGGUUCGGAAAGCUUUAUACCAAUAUCCUAUUGAAAUGGCUUAGAACUUCAGAGAAAGAGUGCACCUGUGUGUGCGCACAGAUUUGUGCACUGUAUUGUCUCAUGCGCCAUUGGAUAUUCUUCGCUAUUCUGCACACCGGGGUUAAAUUCGAUAAUAAUUAUUGAAUCUAAGUAAAAUUAAUUAUUUAAUAAAAAAAAAUUGAUCAUGGUUCAUGUAACCAACAAAAAAAAAUUGACUAUACAUGUGUAAUGUAAAGAAUUAUUAUAAUUUUGUUAUUUAUUUUAUAUAUUUUAUUAAUUGUACAUUGUUAUGCUGAUGAACAGUCAAUAUAGUGGGUUAGAAAAAUCUUGAUGCUUUUUAGUUUUAUGCUGAUUUGAUUUUGAAAAGUAUGUUAAAUUAUAGCUCAGUGCAGCUCUUUCUAUCUAUAUAAUAUUAUAUAAGAAAGAAAAGGACGUGAGAUUAAAUCUCGCAUUUUUUCCAUUUGACUGUAUACAGGGGAUGGAAAAAAUAAAUUAAUUUAAUUUUACUAACCAAAUAAUAUAUUUAAUCUCAUAUGGCCACCCUGUAUACUAUUUGUAUUUCAUAUGUUGAAACUAUUGACCUCUUUUAAUAAAAGGAUGCACAAUGGUGUAGACAAUUUCACUUAAAAACUGGCCAAUUUUGCUCUGACAGAUUUAGAAUUAUUAAGAAAAUUAUACCUAAAGGCCUUUAAAUAUACUCCAAUAUUCAAUAAAAUCCCAAAUUCAGAGGAAAUUCAACCUUAAGGAUUGAGUUUAAGGUUGAAUUUGCAAAUGCGACUAUUUGAAUUGAGUGCCAAGAAGUUGUAUUUGGCACUCAUUGAGUGUGGACGUUUUUUGGUCGCUGAUUGUGCAUCCACUUUUUAAUAGGAGAUCGAUGGUUGAAAUCUACUUAAUAAUAAGCUAUUAUGUUUACUAUAAUUAUUAUGACUUAGUUAUUCUUAUUUAGGUAUAAUUUAGCUAAGUUUUACUUACCGCUGUAAAAAUAUAAUAAAGACACACAAUUUUUUAGUUUAUAUUUUAGCACCUUUAUAAAACCUUUUUGUAAAUAAUAAAUCUUCUUAAAUUUCUCUAGUUGUUAGACUACUACUAAAAUGUUACUUGUAUUAGUGUGUGUGGACAUAAUGUCCAUGAAUUUAUUACUUUUUUUCAAAAUAUAUAGAUUGCUAUACAAUGUGUCAGUUAGGUACUGACAGUCAACUGAACCGAAAAAUUGCUGAUUCAGUUAAAUUUUUUUUAGAAAUUUCAGUUAAAAUCAUUAGAAUAAAAAAAAAAUAAAAGCAGAAUUUUUUUUUUAUGUAAGCGCUCUAAAAAUAACAAAAUAUUUUUUUCUUUAAAAAUUUUAACUGUCAACUUAUAACCAUUAUAUACAAUUUAUAUGAUAGCAAAAGUUUGUCGCGAGGUUUAAUCCUAUCUAUACCUAUCAGUACUUAAUUGAAUUAAAAUCCUACUAAUAUUAUAAACGCGAAAGUUUGUAUGGAUGUUUGGAUGUUUGUUACUCUUUAACGCCGCUACUACUGAAGCGAUUUGGCUAAAAUUUGGAAUGGAAAUAGAUUUUACUCUGGAUUAACACAUAAGCUACUUUUUAUCCCGAAGAAAUCCAUGGUUUCCCGAGAUUUGCGAAAACUGAAGAUUUUAAUAAUAAGAAUGUUUGUUACUCUUUCACGCCUCGACUACUUAACUGAAUUAGCUGAAAUUUGGUAUUGAGUUAAAUUAUAGCAUGGAUUAACACAUAGGCUACUUUUUAUCCCGUAAAAAUCCAUGGUUCCCGAGGGAUUUGUAAAAAACUAAAUUCCACUAGUUGAAAAUAUAAUAAAGUUACCAGAUCAAUUUACAUAAUUAAAUUGGUAGGUACUAGUUUAUUUUCAAAUUGCGCGACAAGCAAAUUUGCUUUAAUGACAAGGUCAUAUUAAUUGUAUUUAAUGAGGUUAUAAGUUGAUAGUUGAAAUUAAUAAAGAAAAAAAUAUUUUGUUCUUUUUUUGAGCGUUUAAAUAAAGCUUUUUUUAAAAAAGUAUUCUUUUUGCUUUGGUGCCUUUAUGAGGUAUCACGGAAUAGCUUCAUAAAGAGUCUUUAGGACUUAAUCAUCAUUUAUAACUAUUAGAAUACGAAGUAAAUGUGCUCUUUCACUUAUUUAACACUCUUAAAAUGUAUGAUUUUUUAUUAUUGAUAGAUCGUACGUCCAAAAAUCUAACUAUCUUAAAAUCUAACGUUAGUGCAAUAAAGAUCUAGUUGUCAAAAGUUUAUAAACGUUUUGGGAGGCUACAAAUUAUAAUAGUAGAUUGUUAUACAAGGGGCUAAAAAGACCCAUUUUAAACGAGGUAUUUUUAGGGCACGAGCCGAAGGCGAGGGCCGCCUAAAUAGAAACCGAGUUUAUAAUGGGUUUAGCCCCGCGUGUUACACAAUUCUUUUCACUACGAUUGCGAGAACUAGAACGCUGCAUUUCAUUCCAAUUUAAAGUUUUUUAUUUAUUUUUCAAAACAAUCAGGGCCUUACCUAUAAUGAUUCUAUUUUCGAAUAAAACCUCCUCCGUUUUAUAGUAGGCUAGUGCUUGGCUAGUACACGUAACAGACAAGAAUUAAAAAAAAACAAAAUUACUUUAGCCCCUAGAGGCUGAAAUGCUUGUUUAGCCCCGCUGUGGAUUGGUAAUAUGACAGUGUUUUUGAGCAAGAGUAGUGAAAAAUAUAUUUGUACAUACAAUCGCACUUACUUGAAUACUAAUAUAGCAAUAUUAUUAACACAAUUAUGUUUUGGCUGUACUCUAAAAUGUGUAUUAUAAUUUGUAGCCUACAUAGUACUUUAAUAUACCUAUGUACUAUAGCGUCACUUGACUAUAUUGUUACACUUGGCAUUAAAAAUAUAUAAUAUAUGUCAUUUUAAAUUUAACGUGAAUGUGAAUUUAAUAUAACUAGAUAAAAUGUUAUUUUUAUAGAAUAAUUUUAGUGAUUAUUAUUAUUAUUUUAUAUUAUAUAGGUACCUACUUACACAGGCUUUUUGAAUAAACUAAAAAAAAAACAUUUGUAAAGUUGUAAACAAAUAUUUUGUUUCAAAAUAUCUAAUAUAAAAAUCAUCAACGAAAAAUAUUGUUUGAUUUAGUAGUGAAAUUGCGUUUUAAAGUAAGCUUCUGUACUAUUAAAUUGUAAAAUUAAAAAGGUAUUACACCUAAUUAACAAUAAUUUAUUUAUCAAACUUAAAUCAUUAACGAUUAACGACGAACUAAAUUGAAGUUGAAAACUUACGGGCGAAUAAAUUUACGAAUCAGAGCCUGUUGUAGUCAGACCUUCCCAUUUUUUUGGAAUUGGUGAAAGAUUGUCAGGCCAUGCUCCUAUCUUGGGUAACUUUUGGUAGACAAUUACGAGUAUGGAGUAGGUAAGUCUGAUGGCUUUGGAAAUUUCAAGGGUCCAAUCAUCCAAGUAUAAAGAGUAUAUUUUUAUAUAUACCUCGGCAUUCUUAUGAGAAAUUAUAUCCCCAGUAGCCUGUCAUUUAGCUAUGUGGCUUCCCUUUAAACACCACUGUUAAAGUUAAAAAAAGGUCUUUAACGAAGGGUUCCGACGAAGGUAAGUGUUUGGCUGUUGAGAUUUCUCAUAUUAGGAAAGAAAGAAAGAAAAAUGCGUUUAUUUCGAAAUUAUGCCACACGUCACAAUAUCUCCAGUACACCAGGACAUCCAGGACAAUACCCUGUGAUGUGUGGCAUAACCCAGAAAAUGGCCCCAGCUCAGCAUAUUGCUACGUGACCGUUUGCAUUGGAACAUGGAGCGCUGAUUUUCAGUUGGAUCCACAGAAGAUUGGACCCUUGAAACUUACCAAAGCCACAGCGGUUCUAAUUCCAACUCCAUGGAAAGAAGAAGAAAAUUUCCAACUUCUAUAAUUGGCUAUCGUAAUGAUGGUAACAACAACAACUUUCAACUUUUACAUGAUGCCGAAGGUCUGGCUAUUACACAGGCUCUUAGUUUAAAUAUAUAACUUACUCGUUGGAGUAAUUUUCAGCCCUCUGGUGUGACAAUUUUUAUGAAAUUUGUCUGGUAUUUUGUUUACAGUAGGUACGUAUUUGGUUAUUGCACGAAUUUAUAAAAUGUCUAUGUGAUUUUGUCAAUUCAUAAUAUGUUUCUUAUAACUGGCUCAUGUGACAUAAAUAUAAUUUUUGUGAAAAUA
This is a messenger RNA of Bicyclus anynana (squinting bush brown), 19434 nucleotides long. It is a transcript of the gene fid, whose product is annotated as protein piccolo. Gene Ontology annotation, molecular function: tRNA binding; S-adenosylmethionine-dependent methyltransferase activity. NCBI's taxonomy places the organism in Eukaryota, Metazoa, Arthropoda, Insecta, Lepidoptera, Nymphalidae. Gene Ontology annotation, biological process: tRNA wobble uridine modification. Gene Ontology annotation, cellular component: nucleus; cytoplasm. The record is from RefSeq and is a predicted model, not a curated record. Bases 170 to 4642 code for a protein of 1490 amino acids. The transcript has 7 exons.